Erinaceus europaeus (western European hedgehog) is the source of this 1614-nucleotide messenger RNA. It is a transcript of the gene IFI44L, whose product is annotated as interferon induced protein 44 like. Lineage: Eukaryota; Metazoa; Chordata; Mammalia; Eulipotyphla; Erinaceidae. Bases 156 to 1487 code for a protein of 443 amino acids. The transcript has 9 exons. The record is from RefSeq and is a predicted model, not a curated record.
CCUGCCGGAAGCUUUUAGUUUCACUUUCCUUUCUCUCUGCAGGAAGCAAACUCUCAGCAGAAUUUUCUUUCUCUAAACACUGGCUGCUUGAAAAAAUCAGAGCAACUAAUACUUCAUUUUAUCCAAAUACAACUCUUAAAAACAGAUACAGAACAAUGGAAUUAACAUCCAGUUUACCAUGGAAGAUGGAGAAACAACUACAACAGCUGUUUGGAAAUGUUUCUUUGAGCCUUCUUUAUAAAUCAAGCAUUCAUAGAAAUGGAUUUAAGCAGAUGUUUGAUAAGUGUUGUAAUCAGGGUUCAACCAUAACAAUGUUUUAUAAUUCUAAGUUCAUUUUGGGAGCUUUUCUCUUUAGAAGCUAUCCUGAAGAAUUUAAUGGUAUAAGUGAACCAAAUUCUUCCCUCUUUUUUUUAUUUGAGAGAGGUAAAACAGCAGAAAUGACAAGUAAAUAUUUAAUUACAGCGCUGCAAAUUACUGAUGGAAAUCUGACAUUUUAUUGUUCUAAAGAUAAGAUUUUAUCUGUAGAAUCAUUGAAAAAUAACUGCAGUUUACAUCAAAUAUUACUAGAUGGUCUGAGGUCCUAUACUUACAGCUUUCGUUUUUCAGAAUGUGAAGUUUUCCGAGUUGAAGGAACCAAGAAUAAAGGAGACUACAUAAGCAAGAUAACACAAGCCAUUAAGUAUAAAAGUAAUCUUCUAGCAGAACUCAGAGACUACAAGACCUAUGACAACAUGGUCUCAGAAAUUCGUAUUCUCUUGCUGGGACCAGUUGGGUCUGGAAAGUCCAGUUUUUUCAAUUCAGUGAAGUCUGUUUUCCAAGGCCAUGUGACUCGUCAAGCUGCAGUGGGGUCUGAUAUCACCAGUAUAACUGAACAGUAUAGAGUAUAUUCUAUUAGAGAUGGAAAAGAUGGCAAAUCUCUACCAUUUCUGUUGUGUGAUUCCAUGGGGCUGGAUGAUAAAGAGGGAGCUGGAUUGUGUGUGGAUGACAUACCUCAUGUCUUAAAAGGCAACAUAUCAGACAGAUACCAGUUUACUUCCCAUAAGCCGAUUACAUCCAACCAUCCUGCCUUCAUUGCUUCUCCAUCACUGAAGGACAAGAUUCACUGUGUGGCUUAUGUCUUAGAUACCAACUCUGUCGACACUCUCUCCUCGAAAAUGGUGUCUAUAUUCAAACAAAUUCGAAGAGAAGCAUUAAGCUGCGGUAUAGCACUGGUAGUCUUGCUUACUAACCUGAACAACUACAGUGAUGUUCUGCAAGGCGAUUUUUUAAACAUGAGUGAAUUGAUGAUUUCUCAAAACCAACGAAUUGUUAACAAGGUCCAUGAAUUACUAAGCAUUCCUAUUUUUAAUAUCUUCAUGGUUGAAAAUUAUGCUUCAGAGUUGGAGCUGGACCCUUUAAAGGACAUUUUAAUUCUUUCUGCACUGAGGCAGAUGUUAAGGGCUGCAGAUGAUGCCUUAGAAGAUUUACCUCUUGAGGAAAUAGAUUAAAUUGAAUGGUUGUUCAAGUUCUUCAUGUGACAUCACUUGCCUUGAUGCUGACACAUGGCCUUAACCUAGACUGGCAUGUCCUGCUUAGAGCUGGUGUCUGCUAAAAUCAACCUUGAAACUGCUUUCA